UUUUCUUGUUCAACCCAACAUUCCACGGGCCGUCUCUCGCUACAUCCCUCUUAUUCAACCUUGUACAUGUUUAAUUGAAGCCUCUUGAGCUUAAACUGCUACCUCUUUCGUCCACUCGCUUCUUACUCUGUUGCCUAAUACGUUGUUUCUUCGCGAAUUCACUUUCUCACCCAGCCUGGUCGCAAUUUCCAUGUUUUCUUUGCAGUGACGUCGGAUUGAUCCUACCUGCCAGAUACCCCAGUAACGCGGGCAUAGUUCGAAGCCGCAAGACAUUGCGGGCUCUUGAUUUAUCAAAAAGACGACCUUUUACUUGAGCGAUUGACUGUUGUCUCUCUCCAUGGGUAAAAAAUGGCGAUAUGGUGUCAUCCUAGACGCCGGCUCCUCGGGAACGCGACUUCAUAUAUACAGCUGGAAAGACCCGACUAAGGCGCUCACGGAGGCAUCGAAGGAGGAGCUAAGCAACUUACCCAAGUUGGUGGCAAAGAAGGAAUGGACCAAGAAGAUUCGCCCUGGAAUAUCUACGUUCGGCCAGAACCCCACAGAGGUUGGCCCUGACCAUCUUCAAUCCCUGAUCAACCAUGCGCUCGAAUAUAUUCCCGAAGAGAAGAUUAAGGACACGCCCAUCUUUCUUAUGGCCACCGCCGGCAUGCGUCUUCUGCCCCAGCUCCAGCAAAAGGCGUUGUCACGGGAAAUAUGCUCGUACCUUGGACAGAAUACACAAUUCUCUCUACCCGACUGUGAUUUGCAUAUUCAGGUCAUCACGGGCGAGACUGAGGGCUUAUACGGUUGGCUGGCGUCCAAUUACCUGCUCGGUGGCUUCGACCACCCUGACCAACACAAGCACGGCAAAGGCCACCAUACAUAUGGAUUCCUGGACAUGGGAGGAGCCUCCGCGCAGAUUGCCUUUGCACCGAACUCGACCGAGGCAGCGAAGCAUGCGAACGACCUGAAGCUUCUGCGACUGCGGACUAUGGACGGCGCCCCGAAGGAAUACAAAGUCUUUACAGCAACGUGGCUUGGAUUUGGGGUCAACCAAGCCCGUGAAUCUUACAUCGAAACUUUGUUGGAUGCAUACGCAGCACCAGAUGUCCGCGAGAUACCGGAUCCGUGCAUGCCAAAGGGUCUGCGAACCAAUGCCAAAGGAGAACCAGCACAAGAGACGAGUUCGAAAGAUUGGACUCUACUGGGUACCGGGAAAUUCGACGAGUGCUUGCGGAAGACUUACCCUCUGCUUGGAAAGGAUGCGCCCUGCUACGACGAGCCGUGUUUGCUCAAUGGUCAGCAUGUGCCGGCGAUUGACUUCGACGUCAACCACUUCAUUGGCGUUUCCGAAUACUGGCACACAACCCACGGGGUAUUCGGCACAAACGCGGAUAAAGCAUAUGACUUUGCCACCUAUCAGGAAAGGGUGAAGGAAUUUUGCGGCCAGGAUUGGAACUCUAUCGAGUCCAAGAUUGGGUCCCGGAAGAAGGACGGCAUGAAGGUUGCUCAGGAAGCAUGCUUCAAGGCGUCCUGGCUAAUCAAUGUGCUCCAUGACGGCAUUGGCAUCCCUCGGAUAGACCUCGACAACAAGCCAGCGCCCGGAUUCAAUGCUUCCAAAGGUGCCCUGGGGAGCGCCAAGGACAAGGGAUUCUUGGAUCCGUUCCAACCGGUGGACAGAAUCGACGGGAUCGAGGUCAGCUGGACGCUUGGGAAGAUGCUACUGUAUGCCGCUGGCCAGGUUCCUCCAAAGAGCAAGGAUGAUAGUUUGCCCGUCGGGUUUGGCAGGAAUGUGCCUGGGACACCACCCGAUUUCCAGUUUGCCGGCUCAACAUGGCGCCCAACUGGAAGUGGCAAAGACAUGCAGCACGACGAUGACUGGAGCGAUGCGGCCGAGGACCUGAUGGACAAAGCGAAAUCAAAGGCAACCCCCGGGUUCCUUGGGUUUAUUCUUCUAUUGCUCCUUAUUGGGUUCUUCUUCCGGAAGAAGGAGCGGAGGAUGCGUUUGUCCGGAAAACUUAACUGGUUGGCCCGACGAUCGAGGCGUGGUGGUGGCGGUUCUAGAAGAGGUGGGCGGAGGUUUUCUGGCCUUACCAACAAGCUCUUUGGCCGACAAUCAACUUCAUACGAUCGCAUUAUGGAGGAAGGCGACGCAAACCGCUUCGAGCUUGGAGAAGUCGAGUCUGACGAAACGGAGCAGUCCGACGGCAGCGAAGGGUCUCGGUUCGGUCGCUCAUCGGGGCUUGCCACCCCGAAACUCAACCUGGACAUGUUCGACCCGAUGCCAUCUGGCUCGGCGCUCGACCGGAACGGCCUGGCUGUCAGGACAGAAAGUCGGGAGAGGUUGGCGCCAACACUACAGAUGCUCAACGCGGGCAGGAGGAGUCGGGCCGGUAGUCCCACGCGGUUGAAGAGUCCGUUGGUCUCUCCACUACAGGAAGACUAGAAGUCGAGUUGUAAUGAUGGAGAUCUCCUCACUUCUUCUUUCGUGGCUACUUAUGUUGGCAUGUUAUUGGACGAAUUAGACGACUUCUAGGCAUGGAAUAUGAACAGCAGGCAGAGGAUCAUUGCCUUGCUUUGGGGGGGGGGAGAUGCGAUCAGUCGGAGGGGCGUUCAAGGCGUGCACAGGAACGAGAGUGUUCUCUGUAGGUAAAGAUAGUGUGUGGGUGGUGAUAGGUUGGUUCGGUCCUUGGGUUUGGGCCUCCGGGCCGAGUGGACCAAGGAGUUACAAGGCUGGGUAUUGUUGCAGAAAAUACAUGCUCGGCGAUUUUGGACAGGUUCAUCUGUUCGGCGUCAUUCACCAAACUUGUUAGCCUGUAUGUAGCAUACAGAUUAUGGAGAUCAUUAGGUUGUCCCAGCUCUCCGGGUGUGUGAGGAUCUCUCCGAGCGCAUAAUGCAAAAAUGCCAC
Molecule: messenger RNA, 2887 nt
Organism: Phialemonium atrogriseum
Lineage: Eukaryota; Fungi; Ascomycota; Sordariomycetes; Cephalothecales; Cephalothecaceae
Product: nucleoside phosphatase family-domain-containing protein
Exons: 2
Coding region: 338-2425 (695 amino acids)
Biological process (GO): UDP catabolic process
Cellular component (GO): Golgi apparatus
Molecular function (GO): GDP phosphatase activity; UDP phosphatase activity
Source: RefSeq, a predicted model, not a curated record